AUGAAAGAACCCAUCUCAUGGUCGCAGCAAGAUAUAGAGCUCUCUCCCUCGCAAAAUAGCCUCGACAAACCUGCGAUAAGCGAAAAGUCCACCACCGCCAACCAUGCCCCCCAGACAUCACCUCCAUCCGAUACCCCCGACCGCGACGAAAUAUCUCGAGAUGCGCAGGCCGGCGUGCAGGAUGUCGAAGCCCUCGCGAAAGUUUGGACAAGGAACCAUCUCAUUCUAGCUUACAUCACCAUCUGGUGCAUCCACUUCACUGACGCCCUCCACCAAGGCAUGUCGUCCAUCUUGACCCCUUACGUAACCUCUUCCUUCCAAUUGCACUCCCUGACCGCGGCUACAUCUAUCUUUGCGAGUCUUGUCGGUGGGCUGUUCAAGCUGCCUCUCGCAAAGAUCCUCGAUAUAUGGGGACGACCACAAGGGUUUGUGUCCAUGCUUGCGUGCUUGACGAUCGGAUUAGCCAUGAUGGCGGGGUGCAGGGGAGUCGAUAUGUAUGCUGCUGGGCAGGUGUUCUAUUGGGUUGGGUAUAACGGGAUAAGCUACACGAUAUCGGUCUUUAUCGCGGAUACAUCGGCGCUAAAGAAUAGGGCGCUGAUGUUUGCGUUCGCCUCGUCGCCUUAUAUCAUCACGGUUUGGAUUGGAGGCCCGUUGGCGAAUGCUUUCCUUAGGGGGCCCGGAUGGAGGUGGGGGUUUGGAGUUUUUGCUGUUGUUACGCCUGUUAUUUGCAGUCCGUUGCUGGGAUUGUUUUACAUCAAUUAUCGCAAGGCCAGAAAGAGGGGGUUGAUUCCCGCGCGCAGGGGGGGUGGUUCUGCGAGGUCGUGGAGGGAGAAAUUGAAGUACUACGCCAUCGAGUUCGAUGUCCUCGGCCUGCUCCUCAUCACAGCCGGGCUAGCAUUCUUCCUCCUCCCAUUCAACCUCUACACCCGCCAACCUUCCGGUUGGAAGUCCCCUCUCAUCCUCUCCCUCCUGAUCAUCGGCUUCCUCCUCAUCCCCCUCUUCGCCCUCUACGAACGCUUCUUCGCCCCGAAAACAUUCAUCCCCUACUCUUUAUUAACUGACCGUACCGUUCUCGGAGCGUGCGUGCUUUCUGGAGUACUGUUUGUAUCCUUCUACAUUUGGGACAGCUACUUCUCCUCCUUUCUGCAAGUCGUCAACGGUCUAGACGUGACGCACGCCAGUUAUGUGAUGAACAUAUACUCCAUCGGGAGCUGUUUCUGGUCGCUUGUCGUCGGUGUCGCGGUCAGAUGGUCGGGGCGGUUCAAAUGGUUGGCACUAUACUUCGGUGUACCGGUCACGAUACUAGGCGUUGGGCUGAUGGCUGCGUUCCGUCAGCCGGACGUGAAUAUUGGUUAUGUGGUUAUGUGUCAAAUUUUUAUUGCCGUUGCCGGGGGAACCUUGGUGAUCUGUGAGCAGAUGGCUGUGAUGGCAGUAACGACGCAUCAAUAUAUCGCUGUUGUGUUGGCGGUGGAGGCGAUGUUUGCCAGUGUGGGAGGUGCCAUAGGAUCAACCGUAGCAGGGGCUAUAUGGAGUGGGAUUUUCCCCACAAAGUUGGAGAAGUACCUCCCAUCCGAAAGCAGGGCUAGUUUGGCGGAGAUUGUCGGCUCGCUGCCGAAGCAGCUCUCUUAUGAGAUUGGGAGCCCAACGAGGAAGGCGAUUCAAUGGGCGUAUGGGGAUGCGCAGAGGAUUAUGAUUAUUGCGUCUACGGCGGUGCAGGUUAUUAGUUUUGUGUCGGUGCUGGUGUGGAGGGAUGUGAAGGUUAAGGAUUUUAAGCAGGUCAAGGGGCUUGUUGUCUAG
Messenger RNA from Thermochaetoides thermophila DSM 1495, 1797 nucleotides. Its product is annotated as putative siderochrome-iron transporter protein. The record is from RefSeq and is a predicted model, not a curated record. NCBI's taxonomy places the organism in Eukaryota, Fungi, Ascomycota, Sordariomycetes, Sordariales, Chaetomiaceae. Bases 1 to 1797 code for a protein of 598 amino acids. Gene Ontology annotation, molecular function: transmembrane transporter activity. Gene Ontology annotation, biological process: transmembrane transport. The transcript is spliced from 2 exons.